Messenger RNA from Castor canadensis (American beaver), 1528 nucleotides. It is a transcript of the gene Ccndbp1, whose product is annotated as cyclin D1 binding protein 1. Gene Ontology annotation, cellular component: nucleus. The record is from RefSeq and is a predicted model, not a curated record. NCBI's taxonomy places the organism in Eukaryota, Metazoa, Chordata, Mammalia, Rodentia, Castoridae.
GGCUCGGCGGUUUGUUGUCGGAAGCGCGCUGGUGUUUCUGGCUCCCACCGUGCGGGUCUGCCAACUGUGGUAGUGGCACUUGUCUACGAGUACCGGCGAACGACAGAUGGCGAGCGCAGCCGCAGUCCCCAGCCUGGCUUCGCCUGUGGAGCAGCUCCGGCACUUGGCGGCGGAGCUGAGGUUGCUCCUGCCCGGCGUGCGGGUCGGCGAAGCCCGGGAGACCACCGAGGAGUUUGAUCGGGAGCUGUUUUGGAGAAGACUCAAUGAAGCAGCAGUGAAAGUGUCCGGGGAGGCCAUGACUCUGACCACAGUCUUCUCGCGACUUCCAGCGCCUUCUCUACAGGAAACCCAUACAAUCUGUGAGCAAGUCCAGGCUGCCAUCAAAGCAAUUAUUGCAGUAUACUAUUCACUUCCCAAGGAUCAAGGGAUCACCCUGAGAAAGUUGGUACGGAGCUCUACUGUGGACAUUGUGGAUGGCAUGGCUCAGCUCCUGGAAGUGCUUCUCAUCACUCCAGCUCAGAGCACUGACAACAAUGACCUUAUUUCCUGCAACAAUGUUUGGGUUGCGUGCCAGCGGGUGCCUCGGAUACCAAGAGAUAACAAAGCUGCAGCCCUUUUAAUGCUGACCAAGAGUGUGGAUCUUGUGAAGGAUGCACAUGAAGAAGUGGAGCAGGCUGUGGAAGAAUGUGACCCUUACUGUGGCCUCUUGAAUGAUUCUGAGGACAACCCUGACACUGACAACCACAAUGAGGAUAAUGUGUUGGGAUUUCCAAGCAAUCAGGACUCAUAUUGGUCAGAGGAAGACCAAGAGCUCAUAAUUCCAUGCCUUGCACUAGUGAAAGCAUCCAAAGCCUGCCUGAAGAAAAUCCGGAUAUUAGUGGCAGAAAAUGGGAAGAAGGAUCAGGUGACCCAGCUGGACGACAUUGUGGAUAUUUGUGAUGAGAUCAGCCCCAGUGUGGAUGAUUUGGCCCUGAGCAUAUAUCCACCUAUGUGCCACCCCACUGUGCGAAUCAAUUCUGCAAAACUCGUAUCUGUUUUAAAGAAGGCACUUGAAAUUACAAAAGCAAGUCAUGUGACCCCUCAGCCAGAAGAUAGCUGGAUCCUUUUACUCAUUAGUGCCAUUGAUCAUUGCAUGAACAGAAUUAAGGAGCUCACUCAGAGUGAAAUUGAAUUAUGAGUUUCAGGCUCAUCCUUCUCUUUCCCUCUCACUGUCACAGCCAGGCUCGAUGUCUGCUUUUAAAAAUGGAACUAAAAUACUUGCUGGAUGGAAAGGAAUUCUAUAUUUAAUAAGAGACUCUAUUACCAGAGAUCAUUGGCUAGGCCUUGUUGGCAAUUAUUUAUAAAUGCUAUGAGUGUGAUAUAUUUUUUGUGCUAACUACAAAAGUUAAUUGCCUAAGUGUAUGUUCCCGAACUAUCUCUCAGAGAUUCCUGGGGAAUCUGCCUUAUUCUUUAUUUGCAAUAAACUAUAUUGUUUCAUUGUUAAAGAUGUCAAUGGUCUCAAUAAAAUGCUAACCUACCAGUGAUUAAA